AUGCGAACUAAGCAUAGUUUGGAUAUACAUUCAUAUUUACAAUCAAGAGAUACCUUCGUAUACAUACACCACCAUCAACCUGUAUAGCGCCACCAACACCCCAGGAUGGCAACACACCUUUUGUACCCAGGCCUCCCACAAGAGGUAACCGACCAGAUCUUCAAAUAUGUCUUUGGCGGCACCCUCCGAGAAGCAGACUUCAAACACCCGCCCACGCCAGACCACUUCGUCAUCAACCACGCAUGGUACAACACCGUCGCGCGCUUCCGCUACCUCAAAUUCGAAUACUUCAGCGAGCCCGACGUCGCACCCCUCUGGGAGUUCCUGAGAGCGCUCGUCGAGAACCCCGGACAUAGAGUCCAUGUCAAGCAUCUGACGUUCUCGACGAUUUAUCUGUAUCGGGAGUUCCCCCCGCACCAGCUGCCAAGGAUGUUUGGGACGAUUUGGAUGUUUGGGCCGCAGAGAUUCCGCGCGCGCCGGGACCCUGCGCAGGAUGCCGUCUUGCAACCGGGCCAGCUGGAGCCGCAAGGCCCGCACCAGGUCUGGCAGUGGCUGCAGGCCGGGUAUCUGAACCAGCGCGGGGAAGUCCGCGCCGAGUUCGUAGAGGAGAUUCGCCAAUGGCACGGACAAGCGCUGUACAAGCAGCAUCGGUCGUGGUUUGAGCGUGCCAUGCGCGCGGUGGGCUUCCACAAGGGUUCCGGGGAUCUAUUUCGGCAUGCGUCGCGGGUUCUGAGCCAAGGCGUCCUCGCGGCCGGGUACCAGUGUCCGCUGAUUGCGGUGAUAUUGGCGUACUGUCCGAAUCUGGUUCAUCUGUUCCUCCACGUGUGGCACACCGAGGAUGAUCGGUUCCUUGAUCGGAUCAUGAAUUAUGCGACGGUGCGCGGCGGCAUGUGGCGCUCGCUUGCGGGACUGACCCCCGACGAUACGGAUCCCCCGCUGGGCAAGGUCGAGACGCUCACUGCUGCGGCGAGAAAGGUCAGACACUUCCAGGGCCCACUGGGAGACCACGACGGCUUUCGACCCAUUUUUGACGGCCACCAGUACCCGUUUGUGGUCGACGCCACCAAACGGCCCUACUGGCGUCUGCCGAAGCUGGUGGAUUUCACGGGCAUCAGUGUCACGGGCGACGACAGCCUCGCGCACCUCGACUCCGCCAGCAGCAUCCGCCACCUGACACUAAACUCGCGCAUCAUGUUCCAGCUGCAGCUGGGCUCGUGGCUGCGGUGGUGCACAGAUCUCCGCACGCUGAGCAUCAGACUCCCCGCGGACGAAUUCGGCUCCGUCAGCGAUCCGAGUGAGAAUAAUGGGCCGGACCUGUGGAACGCGCUCUUUGCCGCGUUGGCUCCCUUCACCCAGCAACUCGAGUACCUCGACAUCUACCAGAAGCGCAUCUACCCACAGACCGACACAUUCGACAACUGGUUUGACCAUGAGAAACCGUGCUGCCCGCCGCUGGCGACCUUCACCGCGCUGCGCCAACUCAACAUCCCCGUGACGAUCCUCGCGGGCUGGCAAUGCAUCCACACGGACGGGGCCCGCUUCGCCACGCACCUGCCGCCAAACAUCGAGACGCUGGGCGUCUACACCGAGGACCCGCAGACGUUGACCGAGCAGAUGCACCCGGCGGUGAUCUACAACGAGCUGGUGGGCAUGGUGCGGUGCGCAGCGGCCAACGGGCUCGCGUGCCUGGUCUGGGACACGUCUCACGCACUGGUGCACAGGCUGCCGGAGGAGCCCAUGCUCGAUGAGGCGCAGAGGUUGAAUCUGUACGUUGAGUAUGGCGACGCGCGCGACGUGCUGCUUUGUGCGGGGGGCGAGACUCUCGCCGCGGUGUCCAUCCAGGAUGGAUCGGUCAUGCCGAGCAGGAGGGCGCAGGAGAGGAAGAAUAGGCGCUUUGCUGAAGUUAUUCCCGAGGGGCUGCAGGUUCAUGGCCUUCGCGGGCGGAUGCGCCAUGUUCGCCAGCGGGCCCAGACGGUCCCAGCUCCGGCUCCGGCUCUUCCGGCUCCGGCUGCAGAUGACGAUGAUCCUAUGGACAUUGACAAGUGA
This is a messenger RNA of Aspergillus calidoustus, 2046 nucleotides long. NCBI's taxonomy places the organism in Eukaryota, Fungi, Ascomycota, Eurotiomycetes, Eurotiales, Aspergillaceae. The record is from the annotation of a GenBank genome assembly.